Messenger RNA from Drosophila navojoa, 1022 nucleotides. RefSeq names its product ketohexokinase. Lineage: Eukaryota; Metazoa; Arthropoda; Insecta; Diptera; Drosophilidae. The record is from RefSeq and is a predicted model, not a curated record. Gene Ontology annotation, molecular function: ketohexokinase activity. Gene Ontology annotation, biological process: fructose metabolic process.
AAAAAAUCAAUUCACAGAAUUUAGUUUCCAGUUUGGCAUUGUAGAAUGGACGAAAUGAAUAGAGUUCUUAGCUUGGCCGCGGCCAAGAAGAGAGUGAUGUGUGUGGGUAAUGCGACCAUGGAUUGCAUAUCGAUUGUCAAGCGAUUUCCCAAACUCAGCAAGACGGAAAAGAGCGGCGUGGGCUAUUGUCAGCGGGGCGGGAAUGCAAGCAACAUUUGUACAAUCCUUCGAAACCUUGGUGUUGAUGUGGAGUUCUUUGGAGUGCUGUGCUCGUCGCCCAUGUGUGCGAGUAUAAAGCGCGACAUGACGGCGCGUGGCAUCAAGUCGCAUCAUUGUCCGCAGUGCAUGGAGGAUCCGCCUUUCUCGUCAGUGGUUGUCAAUCAGCGGACGCGCACCACCCAUGUUGUCGCCUGCAAUAAAUCCUUUCCGUAUCCCACUAUGGAGGAUUUCGAGAAGCUUGAUCUGAGCACAUACGGUUGGAUACACUUCCGCGGCUGCCGUCCAGAGAUUACCAUUCAAAUGAUGAGAGCCGUCGAUGCCUACAAUCAAACCCAAAGCGAUAAGAUCAUCAUCUCGAUGGACUUCGACAUGGACUUGACUGCAAACUGGCCCCUGGUUGACUACUGCGACUACGUGUUCUUCUAUAAGGCGCUGGCCGAGGAAACGGGCUGGAAGUCGGCGAGAGAAGGUUGCGUCGACAUCGAUCAGAUGUUGCGCUUGCGAUUCGGGAUCAACAUGAAACGUCCCUUUGUGGUAUUCAUAUGGAGUAUACAAAAGAUCGGACUGAUGGAUCUCGAUGGCAACUACAUUCGUACGACCUCUUACAAGCCGACACGAUUCGUCGACAAUCUGGGCGCAAUGGAGGUCGUCGUUUCUGGCUUCAUCUAUGGACUGUAUGUGAGAGGUCGUAGUCCCCGCGUCGCAGCUGAUUUCGCCAGCCUCAUUGCUAACUACAAAUGUACAAAAUACGGCUUUGAUCAUAUUCCGAAUAUACUAGAAGUACCAGACCUAUGAAUAUUCAA